Drosophila novamexicana is the source of this 563-nucleotide messenger RNA. It is a transcript of the gene PDCD-5, whose product is annotated as programmed cell death protein 5. Gene Ontology annotation, molecular function: DNA binding. The transcript is spliced from 3 exons. NCBI's taxonomy places the organism in Eukaryota, Metazoa, Arthropoda, Insecta, Diptera, Drosophilidae. Gene Ontology annotation, cellular component: nucleus; cytosol. The record is from RefSeq and is a predicted model, not a curated record. Bases 70 to 465 code for a protein of 131 amino acids.
GGUUAUUUAUUUUUUAUAAUAAAUAACAUUUUAUAUAUAUAUAAAUUUUAAUACAUUAAAUUGAAAAACAUGUCGGAUGGAGAUUUGGAUGAAUUGCGCGCAAAGCGCAUGGCACAAUUUGGCGGCGGCGGUGGCAGCGAUGCCGAAAAACAACAGGCCCAACAGGAACAGAUGCGCGCCCAGGAGGAAAUGAAGCACUCAAUUCUCUCCCAAGUGCUCGACCAACAGGCACGUGCACGCCUCAACACACUGAAAGUGAGCAAGCCGGAAAAGGCGCAAAUGUUCGAGAACAUGGUCAUACGCAUGGCCCAAAUGGGCCAGGUGCGCGGCAAACUGGAUGACGCCCAAUUCGUGAGCAUCCUGGAGAGCGUCAAUGCACAAAUGCCACAGAGUAAAUCCACCGUCAAGUACGAUCGUCGCCGUGCGGCCAUAGACAGCGAUGACGAUGAGGACUAUGGCUGCUGAUUUUGGCUGGUAUCUAAAAUCAACCAAAACCUAACUUAAGUUUUCCUUGUACACAACCGAAUAGAAAUCGAAACAAACGUGCUUUACAGAUUCUACGA